Molecule: messenger RNA, 1865 nt
Organism: Anopheles stephensi (Asian malaria mosquito)
Lineage: Eukaryota; Metazoa; Arthropoda; Insecta; Diptera; Culicidae
Product: RNA-binding protein squid-like
Exons: 1
Coding region: 311-1420 (369 amino acids)
Biological process (GO): regulation of gene expression
Cellular component (GO): nucleoplasm
Molecular function (GO): RNA binding
Source: RefSeq, a predicted model, not a curated record
UUUCGUUCAAUUCCAGAGCGAAAUUUGGAGGAAGAAGCCAAGCCGUGUGUGAGGUAGUUGUGUGCGAACGAAGCCAACCAACAAGAAAAAACGAAGCGUACAAAUAGCAAAAACUACAACUGCAAACAAAUCGCACGCCGCGCUAGCAAACGUAAUUGCGCCUUUUCCUACGCCGGAAGUAGCAAAGUGAUCCGUGCGCGUCCCGUCCGUUUUCUUUCGUUCGCCCGCACGCAAAGAAGGCCCGUACAGCAGCGUACACGCACCGCGCGACUAACACACCGCCACCGCAGAAGCGCAAGCGAAAACAAAUAUGGCCGAUGUACAGGACGCGGAAAUGAACGGUAGCAGCCAAGAUGUGCCGGAAAACGGACAAAAUCAGAUGGACAGCGAGGAUAAUAUGGGUGGCGGUGGUGGUGGAGGCGGCGGCGGCGGUGGCAGCAGUAGCGGCGGCAGUAACAAUGGUAGCGGUGCCGGUGGCGGCGGCGGCGGCGGCAGUGGUGGUGGCGGCGGUGACAAUCAGAAUGCUCGUGACGACGAGCGGAAGCUGUUUGUCGGUGGGCUGAGCUGGGAAACGACCGAGAAGGAUCUGCGGGAACACUUUGGCCAGUACGGCGAGAUCGAAAGUAUCAACGUGAAGACGGAUCCGACCACCGGCCGCUCGCGUGGGUUUGCCUUCAUCGUGUACAAAGCGUCCGACUCGAUCGACAAGGUGGUGGCGGCCGGCGAGCAUGUGCUCAACAACAAGAAGGUCGACCCGAAGCGGGCCAAGGCCCGGCCGGGCAAGAUCUUCGUCGGCGGGCUCACGUCAGACAUCAGCGACGACGAGAUCAAGACGUUCUUCGGCCAGUUCGGCACCAUCGUGGAGGUGGAGCUGCCGUUCGACAAGCAGAAGAACCAGCGGAAGGGUUUCUGCUUCAUCACGUACGAGUCGGUGCAGGUGGUGAACGAGCUGCUGAAGACGCCGAAGCAAACGAUCGCCGGGAAGGAGGUGGACGUGAAGAAGGCCACCCCCAAGCCGGACGGCCAGAUGGGCGGCAUGGGCGGCGGUAUGGGUGGUAUGGGCGGUGGACGUGGCGGUAACAUGCGCGGCGGAAUGCCCGGCCGGGGCGGUAUGCGCGGAAGGGGCGGCCCGAAGGGUGGCUUCGGCGGUGGCUGGGGAGGACCGGGCGGGUACGGCUACGACAGCUACAGUGGCGGCUACGGCGGCCAGGGCUACGGGGGCGGCGGCUUCGAUGGCGGCUUCGGAUACGGUGGUGGCAGUUUCGGUGGUGGUGGUGGUGGCGGCGGCGGCGGUGGCUACAUGAACGGUGGCCGUCAGGGUGGCCAGAGGGGUGGCGGCAAGGGGGGAAGCGGUGGAUUCAAGCAGCGUGGGGCUGGUGGAGGCGGUGGCGAUCGUCCACCACGGCACGCACCGUACUAAACACAAAUCAAAAUAUCCUUUUUUCUUCCUAUCUGAGGUUUAGUUCGUUUAGUUCUUUUUUUUUUUGUCUAGUUAAAUAAUCCGUGAAAUCUGCGUCCAUCCUUUCCACGAUCGCUACCACCGCCCCCACCCCGAGAACCCGGACCUCCAACGAUGAUCCCCUUCUCUCCCCGUGUAGGAUCAAUCUUCUCCCCAGCCCGUGUCUCGAGAAGUCCGUAGUAAGCGAGAUUAUGUAUUUUAGAGUACGAAAGAGAGAGAGAGAGAGAGAGAGAAAGGAAUAGGCAGCAGACCGAACAGGCAAGAGAGGCGUGGAUCAGGGACUUUUAUUCCAACUAAACACAAAUACACACACACAUACUCACAUUUAUAUAGUGUUUGCAUUCUUGUAUCAUUUCAACAGACAAUAAAACAGUUAAAUUAUGGAAAGGAUCAUCCAUCGAGCGUG